Messenger RNA from Meriones unguiculatus (Mongolian gerbil), 10911 nucleotides. It is a transcript of the gene Cdk6, whose product is annotated as cyclin dependent kinase 6. Bases 580 to 1560 code for a protein of 326 amino acids. Lineage: Eukaryota; Metazoa; Chordata; Mammalia; Rodentia; Muridae. Gene Ontology annotation, biological process: regulation of cell population proliferation; regulation of gene expression; regulation of G2/M transition of mitotic cell cycle. Gene Ontology annotation, molecular function: cyclin binding; cyclin-dependent protein serine/threonine kinase activity; ATP binding. Gene Ontology annotation, cellular component: nucleus; cyclin-dependent protein kinase holoenzyme complex; cytoplasm. The transcript is spliced from 8 exons. The record is from RefSeq and is a predicted model, not a curated record.
UGGUCCGUCCUCCCCGAGUUUCCACCAGGGAGGUCCUCCGGGUCGGAGGCAGGACCCCGUCUCCCACUGAGACGGCCGUGCCCGAGAGACCGUGCGUGCGCGUGUGCGCGCGAGACCCUCUCCAACGUCCCCCCGGUAGAGAAAAACUGAAAGCAGAAAGAAAGGAAGCAAUUUCCGAGCAGAUGUCUGACCACCCCGACGCGUACGCUCCCAGCGUCGGGUUACAGGGUCCCGGGAGCCCCGACCCUGUUCAGCGGCCCCCACGCGAGCGAACCCCCCGCGCCUCCACAGCGGCUUCCGAGGGCCCCCGCGGCCGGGGAGGGCAGCGGGGACCGGCGAUCUAGGUGCCGAGAUUGUGGGCAGACUAUGUAAUCGCCGCGGAGGGGGAAGAGGAGGGAUCGGCGCUCUCCCGCGGCGGCGGCGGCGGCUCGGCUAGGCGGAGUUUCGCGGCGGCUGCGCCCGCGGGCGACGAGGUCGCUCCGUCCAGCCCGGAGUCCCCGAGGCGUCCCGGCAGCGAGCGCGAGAGCGCCCCGCUCUCCUCCUCCCCACCCCGUGCCGCCGCGGCAGCCCCCCGCCAGCAUGGAGAAGGACGGCCUGAGCCGCGCCGACCAGCAGUACGAGUGCGUGGCGGAGAUCGGCGAGGGCGCCUACGGGAAGGUGUUCAAGGCCCGCGACCUGAAGAACGGCGGCCGCUUCGUGGCUCUGAAGCGCGUGCGGGUGCAGACCGGCGAGGAGGGCAUGCCGCUCUCCACCAUCCGCGAGGUGGCGGUGCUGAGGCACCUGGAGACCUUCGAGCACCCCAACGUGGUCAGGUUGUUUGAUGUAUGCACAGUGUCACGGACAGACAGAGAAACAAAACUGACACUAGUGUUUGAGCAUGUUGAUCAAGACCUGACCACUUACUUGGAUAAAGUCCCAGAGCCUGGAGUACCCUCAGAAACCAUAAAGGAUAUGAUGUUCCAGCUUCUCCGAGGUCUGGACUUCCUUCACUCUCACCGAGUAGUGCAUCGCGAUCUGAAACCACAGAACAUUCUGGUCACCAGCAGUGGACAAAUAAAACUAGCUGACUUCGGCCUUGCCCGCAUCUAUAGUUUCCAGAUGGCCCUUACCUCGGUGGUCGUCACACUGUGGUACCGAGCCCCAGAAGUCCUCCUCCAGUCCAGCUAUGCCACCCCCGUGGACCUGUGGAGCGUCGGCUGCAUAUUCGCAGAAAUGUUUCGCAGAAAGCCCCUUUUUCGUGGAAGUUCAGAUGUGGACCAGCUAGGAAAAAUCUUGGAUGUGAUUGGACUCCCUGGAGAAGAAGACUGGCCUAGGGAUGUUGCCCUUCCCAGGCAGGCUUUUCAUUCCAAAUCUGCCCAACCCAUCGAGAAGUUUGUGACAGACAUUGACGAACUAGGCAAAGACCUACUUCUGAAAUGCUUGACAUUUAAUCCAGCUAAAAGAAUAUCCGCCUAUGGCGCUCUGAAUCACCCGUACUUCCAAGAUCUGGAUCGGUACAAGGACAGCCUGCAUUCCCACCUGUCAUCCAGCCAGAGCACCUCGGAGCUGAACACAGCCUGAGGUUCUCCAGGGAUGCCAUGAGCUAGUCAUCUGAACACACUGGUGGCUGACGGGUCCCCUGAGCAAGCCUUGCGGAGCCGUUGACGAUUGCUGGCUACAGGCCUUCCAGCUUCUGGACGGGUCCCUGCUUCACCAAGGAAACCACCUACUCUGCUGUUCAGAAAUCAAUGCAAGAGUGAUUGCAGCUUUAUGUUUGUUCACUUGUCUGUCUGUCUGUCUGUCUGUCUGUCUCAAGAACCUGGAAAACUUCCAGAAGAGAAGCUGCUGACCAAUUGUGCUGCCAUUUUGUUUUCUAACCUUGAAUGCUGCCAGUGUAGGGUGGUAAUCCAGACCCAACUGAGUUAUGGUGUAAUCUCCCUGUAGCUGCUGGAGCUGCUUUGGUACUUGUGAGUGUGUGUGAGAGAGAGAGAGAAAGAGAAAGAGAACCCUGAUCUCAUAAAGUGUUACUUUUUGUAGGUAAUAAGAAUAGUUGAAUUGUAGAGACUAGAGGUGACCGAUAGGAACAAAGGCCCUUUUAAGUGAAAGGUGAUACCGAUGGCAUCUUCUCUAGUUACAAAGGUGAACCUGUGUCCUCAGCAUUUCCUUCCUGCCCAAAAGCUUCUGCUAGCAAUAAACAGUACAGUUUUAGACACCACAAAAAAUGAGAACGCAAAGGGGAGAAACCCCAGUAUCUUUUAAGAGACUAUUUUUGAGCAUGCAUUCUUCUGUUUACUCUUUGGAAAGCUGAAUUUUACUUGUCCUAAAUCCUAUAUAUAGCACAGUACAUAAUUGUCUCUUUUGGGAAAGACCCUGUAAACAUUUUAUGACUUGCAGUAGAUUUAGGAGGUGAGUGUACCUCGAAUAGGUUUUAAAGAUAGAGAAAGACUCUAUUUUCUGGUUUGAAAUAUUAUUUCCUUUGCUUUCUUGUUAUUUUGUUCUUUGUUGUAGGGAGUGGCUUCCUGCUCGGGUUUGGAGCUGCUUCUGAACAGAGGCAAGAAUGCUACUCAUUCCUCUCCUCCUGCCCUGAACUGCCCACUGCACGUUUGCCACGUUCUGCCUUGUUAGCAGAGUGCCCCCCUUCUUGUCACCAGCAGACUCCUGCCAUUGCCUAACUAAUGACAGAUUGCCUGGCCCACCACCCCCAUACCCCACCCUCUGGCUGAAGGCUUUCCCUGAAUGCUUUGAAAAUGGCUUCCUUAUGGCAUACGGCUUCAAUUCUACAACCCUUAGCGGGAUGGCCUACACCUGCUUCGCACAGUCUUCCCAUCUACUGUCACUGAAGUACCUAGGCAGCGUAGAUGACUUGUUCUGUGUGUCACCAGCACAUAGAUUACUGUCAACUGUCACUUGGUGUUUUACAUUUUUGUAGGGUAUAUUGUCAGUGUAAUGUCUGAGGUGUGUCUUCUCCUUUUUAGAGGUAACUGUUUACCUUCUAAGGGGAUCUCUCUGACCAUCCCCAGGAUGUGUUUUUUUUUUUUUUUUUUUCCUCAUGCCUUGUGCACAGCCCUGCUUUCUGCAGAGCCAGCCUGGCCUGGGCAUUAUGAAAAACCGUACCUUGCUAUUCUGUCUUGGUCCUUUAUAUACUGUGCCAUCUUUGCCUUAUCCAUGGCAUCGUGCUAAAGCAGCACUAACUAAAAGUGUAGAAAGCAGCUUUGGGGAAGGUUAGCGGUGUUUUCACUCCUGUGUGAAGCACACGUAGCUGAAAACUAGAUCAUGUUUCAGUGUAGAACUUUGAAUGAACGGCUGCAGUUUCACACAGUAGGACAGACUUCAGGCGGUGUUUCUGUGUUAUGGAGCCUUACUGAAUUUUUAGGUGAAUAAAGCCUGUGAUUGUGUAGUAUGGAGGGGAGUUAGGUGCCUUUCCUGAGGGCUUGGGGGCGGGGGGGAGUCAUUCUUUCUUAAUAACGUUUAUUACAUUCUUCUGAUUCAGUAUCUUGGGAAACGGGAUUUUUGUUUUCAAAAGCAAGAUUUAAAAAAGAGAAAAGCUAGGGUGUGAGAAUGCUCAUCACUUCAUCAUUACAGCGCUAGGGUCUGUUGUCAGCACUGUCACGGCUUGAGACAGAAUCAGCCCAGAGCCUCUGCACCAAGGCCUACUCUAGGCCUCACACACACAGCGAGUUCUGCAUUGCCUUUGAGCAAGAUCCGAAAUACAGACUUUUUUGCUGGGGCCUAGAAAUCAAACACCAAACUCACUACAUAGUGGCCUACUCCAUGUUGGCAUCCGUGUAAUAAAGUUAAAAUAAUUUUGAGGGUUUUGCUUUCGCAGGAAAAAAAGGUUUUUUGAUUUUACUUUCACAGAAAAAAAAAAAAAAAAGGUUUUUGGUUUGUUGUCCCCCACCCCCAUAGCUUUGCUCAAGAAAAAUACAACUAUCCUAAACUGGAAUCUUUCUGUAUUCUUUAGAGUUUUUAAGUCUAGAAUUUAACUUCAUUUUUGUCAUGUGUUUUGGGAUUAUUUCUAAGUAGUUUUGUUUUGGGUUUUUUUUUGGGGGGUUGUUUUGUGUAUGUGUUCGUUGUUUUUUUUGUUUUAGUUUUUCAAGACAGGGUUUCUCUAUGCAUCCCUGGCUGUCCUGGAACUCACCCUGUAGACCAGGUUGGCCUCAAACUCAAGAGAUUCACCUGCCCCCGUCCCCCUUGUGCUUGGACUACAGGCAUGAGCGGUCACCACCCACCACCAGCACCUCCCCAGCUUUGAGUAGCAUUUUUAAAUCCCAAACAUUUUGGUGUUAGAAACCUGGCAUAUUGUGCCAGGAAGGUGCAGAAAGGGGACGCCGGCCUCUCAAGACUGUGGUUUCCCAUGUCUGUGUCUCAUCGCUGCUCUCCAGGUUUGCUUCCAGAGGCCCUGAUUUGAGUUGGAACAACCGCUUGUGGGGAGGGGGGGAGGCUUGUCCAAUUAGUCCCCACCAGCUCACAGACUCUCAUGUGGGGAGGAUUUCUAAGCUCCCAGCCUGAGAAACACAGUCCCUGAGCACCUGCAAGCACCCAGUGGGCCGGGGCCUCCCACACUGUCCCUCUUUAAAGAAGACAGGCACUCAAGCAUCAGAGGAACUGUUCCAUCAGCUUGGGGCCGCCUCUGCCCCCAGCUUCUCAGGACUUUCUCGAAGGACCCACUCACUGACCAGUCAGCUCGAUUUAGCCCCAGGUGAUGGGCUAAAAACAGCUCAGAAGCUCACUUCCAAACAGGCCCUCCACGUGGUCCUUUUGAGUGAAAAGUGACAAUUUUAGGAGAGGCUGUUGCUCUCUCAAAAGACUGUGCUCGCCUUUGAAUAGAGAGGUGUGCAGUUGACUCUGGGAUGGGCUGCUAGCCAACCUGUUUGAGAAAGUCAAUAGUAGCAAACUUUGUGAACUUUUAAGUAUGUCCUGAACUUGUUUCUUUUAAAUAACCAUAGCUGCUUCUCUCAAAAGCCGUCAUUACUAAAGUCAGUUGCAGUCACUCUCACCAUGGCAGUUAAGUCAUGUAAGCUUUCUAACGUCAUAGUUGUAGUACGUCAUAGUUGUAGUACGUCUUCUGUCCAAAGAACUGCUCUUCUAGAGAGAACCUGACUUUUUUUCCUUCCCCCUCUGUGUAGCCCUGACAGUCCUGGAACUCACUCUGUAGACCAGGCUGGCCUUGAACUCACAGAGAUCCACCUGCUAGGACUAAAGGCAUGCACCACCAUGACCAGCUGACUACAGCUGGCUAUUUUUUAUAAGCACAGGAGUGGGUUCACCUCUUCUUAAAGCACACUUCCGUUGCAUAGUAGGGUCCAGGAGAGAACCACAUUCUAAGUCCCCAGGCCACCGUGCCUGCUUGUGUUAGCGCAUAUUGAUGGCCCUCGGAAGAAGGCAUGCUUCAAAUCAUGACAGGAAAAGAAAAAUGUUGUAUGAUUUCUGAGUAUUUAAAAAUCAUAAAAGAGUAGGAACAAACAAUAUCCAACGGUCCUUUUAAAUUUUAUAUGCAUUUUUAAUGAUAUGCUUUUGCCUUUCAGAGUAUUCUAGGGAAAAAAAUUUUAAAAGUCAUUCAGCACUUAUGGACUGGUUAUGUCAAAAUACACAAAUUUUGUGGAGAUGCAUAGAAUCAUGAGUAUCCCCUUCCUCGUCUCAUGAGAAGAAAGCAGCUAAACUCAGUAUGUAUACAUGCCCAAGAAUAUUCACUGUAAAAAGUAAAAAUUUUAAAGGCACUUGCCUCUCAUGCUGAGAAUGCAAAUCUUACAAGCCUUCUCGAAAAACCCUUUAUCCUGUGCACCCUUACAUCUAUAAAAGAUACACACCGCAUCAUUAGGAAGGUGUUCAUGCACAGUGGGAAAGCCUUAUGUUACUGAAGCGUGAUGCAGACUUGGUAAUGUGGUCCCUCAAAUGCAUAAGGACAUAACGCCAUCAGCCCCUACCAGCCUCCUUUCUGUGCGGGAGGUCAGUGUAGUCACCCAGGCCAAGCUGGCGUCCCCAGCCUAGGCCUGCGCAUCUCAAGCGUGUCUAACCUGGUUUUGGUUUUGUUGUUGGAUUUUUAAGGAAAUAAGCCAGAACUGUUCUUUUGCCCUCCUGUCUCCUGAAAGAGGGGGACUCUGUUUUUAGCUGUUUUUUCUGAAUUUGCUCUUUUGAAUUUCUCUAAUCAAGUUGCCUUUUCUGGAUGUUUUCUGCAAGCUCGUGGACUUCGCCAGGAUAGUCACAGCUCUGUGGUCUGGCUCUCUGGCCCCUAAGGAAAAAAAAAGCCGCCUGAGUAUAAAUGCAGUCUUUUCCUCAAGCUUCUACCAAAAUAUUAUUACAGCAGUUCCAGGUUAAAGUGGUGGGGAAGGAAGGUAGUGUCGAGUUGGUUUGGUUUGGGGCAGAAGUGCCCCAGGGUCUGUGUGAGGUUCUGCUGUUGUUGUAUCCCGUAGCUUUCACAAGGUGGCGCUUUCAGAGAAAACUUUGAUCGAGUUUUAACUCUGACCAAGGCUGAAGAGGUUCUCUAUAGAGACAUUACUUCUGUUUUUCUGCACAUCUUCAACUGUCUCCUGUUUCUUCAUCAUGUUUCUUGGGAUAAUUAACAGUCUUCAUAAUAGUUUACUGCUUAUAUACAUACUGCUUUUUACUAGGCUCUGAGUGACUGUAAACCAUGCUUGAGAGUGGCAUUUAAGCAAAUAAAGAAUGCCUUUACACUUGAGGAACACUUUUGGUGUGCCCAAAUUACCUGCAGUUCUAGGACACACAGGCACUUCCCUGACCAGCCCCCAUCUAUGAACAGGAGAGGUUUAGGGCCCCAGCCAGAACUCUCUCUCACACCCCGUGUCUGCUGCUUUCAUUCCUUGAUCCCUUGUGACCUUUUGACGAGGAUUUAUCUCCAAACUCAAGUGAACAAGCUAAGUAGUGCAUCAGUAAUCAAGUAUGCAGAGCAUUUUCUUUAAAAACUGCAGUGCUCUGCAAAUCAUGAAAGAACCAGUAGAUCAUGAAAGAACCAGUAGUGUUUACACUCACACAAACCACAAAUGGAAACUCUUAAAUUAUAACUCCUAAAUUUGGGGUUUAUCUGUAUGAACACAACACCUUAGAAAGGAAUCUUCAUAAGGCUUUGGUUUUUUUCACUCUCAAAGUCAGGUUUAUACUACAUUUUGAACUCACUUUUUUUCCCCCCUCAGAGACCCAUUCCUCUGAGCAGUGCAGGGGGGAUGAACAGUGUUUCAGUUUCUGAGGUGCGCGCGCACACACACAUACACACACACACACACCACCUGCCUGACCUCACUCCAGAAUGACAGGCAGGCAGGCAAGUUUCAAGUUAUUGACACUGAAUCCAAUGGCUACGCUAACCAGGAGCUGUCAAGGCCCUCAGCUAGCUUCAGCUCCUUUCAGCACCCCGCUCUCACUGAAUCACAGAUCUCAGGUUAAGCCCUUCAGCAAAAGGCGGAGUCCUCCCACACCCCCACUCCCACCCCCCUAUCCCAGGUCUACUCUCUGCCAUCAGGAGCUCAGAACCCGAGCCAGGCCCAGCGGGAUGCUGUGGGAAAGCCAGAGCCCUGCUGUAUUCAGCACCUUCUGUUGUGCCCUCUCCGGAAGCAGGGUGCUCUAGAGGCACGCGGCUGUCCCCCAAGUGACAAUAACUACACACAGUUUGCUCACUGGCUCUGGUGUGCACAGGAUGGAAGCUGCCCUGCAAACUGCCAGAUGUCUCACACUCAAAGUUGUUUUGGUUUUUCGUUUUGUUUUGGUCUUGGCUUUGUUUGCAUUUUUUAAAGAUGUAUACUUGCAGAGGAAGUUUUUAUUCUUCUGUUUUCUAUCCUGAUACCUAUGUGGUGGGAAAAAAAAUACUCAAUGAAAAUGCUUCAUUUUGAAAAUUGUUUCUGCUUCAAAUGGCAAAAGUAUACAAUUCUUCACUUUCUAAAUUUCUACUUUUCUUUAGUGAGUCAAUUAUUCCUUGAACAGAAAGAGGAUUUUCCUUGAACAGAAAGAAGGCUUUUACGUGAAUUGUUAGGCCACACAAAUAAUGCCAUUAGACUGUCACAUGUAGGGUUUUGGUUUUGGCUCUUAAGGGGGCACUUUGACUGCCAGGAAUUAUGUCUAGCCCUGUAAUUUCUAACUCAGGCAAGGUUCUGGCCAGAUUCUGGUUGUGAGCUAAAGUUAGGGGGACCCUAUACCCCUACUUGAAGUUUUCUUUAGUUCUAUGAAAUACAAUAACAUGUAUUAGCCAGCAAUGUUUCUGUGGUCACUAGCAUCUCUGAGUUUGACCUUAAGUCUCUGAAUGAUAAAGUAUAGAUCCUACCAGUAAUCCAUUUCUUGAUAUCCCGACCCCCAAUCAUGUGUCUUUCCACUUUCCACUAUAUGUAACAAUGCAUUCAUGUCUAUUUCAGUGCUUACUUUUAUUCAUUAUUUGCCUAUGAACAGUAAUCGAUGUAUUACUACAUGGAAUUGAUAGCAUACUAGGAACAGCACUUAGCAAAUGGGGAAUUUUUUUUGUCAAGUUCCACAUUUACAUAAAUUAUUGCUAUUAUUAUUCAUGUAUGUUAUUUAUUGAUAUACCACACCAGUCCUGUGAAAGUGCAACUAAAGGCAGAUAUGACUUAGAGUUAAUGUUCAUUAUCAUGGUCUUGAUGGAGUCCAGGAAACAGAAAUUACAGUGCUACCCCAAAUAAGCUGUGUAAGCUUUUAACAUGAUAACUAGAUUUCAGUUGGUUAGGUGUAGUGCUUUGGGUGUUUAGGUGUCUGCUAGGUUUUAGGUUUCUGCUAAAAGAGGCAAAGCAAUGGGAUUUGUAGCUGUUGAUUAAUUUUAGCAGAUGCUAAGGUAGCAUGCAGAGCUUGCUUUAGUUUCAGGACUGCCAGGUGGCCACCCAGGCAAAGCAGACAUGUAGGUGCUGCCUCCUGUCUGGUUCUGGGAGAAGAGCUUCAAGCAAUGUAGUGCCCUCGUAGGUGUCCUAUGGAGCAGUGGAAGCGAGUGGUGCUGUGGUGAAGGGAGCAGUGUGCAGGCUGUUCUGUGGGCACGGAACUGGCGGCUUCUGCCUUGAGGCUUCCUCGCCGUGUUUUCAGAUGUCAGGCAACUGUGCUGUAUACGGAAGCAGCCCGUCCUAGUAAUGAAAACUGGGAAUCCCCCAUCACCCUAAAGCCAGUUGCAUUUCUGCUGUCUCUGGUCUGAGCUGAAGGUCAGUGGUCAAGUGUUUCGUGUAGAAGGGCAGUGUGUGUAUUGGGGCGCAGAGCCACGUCCCAGAGUGCAUGUUGGCAGUAGGGACUAUGACAGGGUUGUCCUUUCUAGAUGUGUAGAAGUAUGUUUUGACUCUGAGGUGUGUUUUGUUUCUGUUUCCCCAUAGGGGCUAGUUAAAACUUGCUUCUAGAAGCUUCAGCAAAGCUGUGGUCCACAGUAAGCUGCUUUUUGUUUGACUUAUCCUUAGAAUAGAAAAUAUUUAAAGGUGAAAAGAAAUCUUCAUUUGACAUUGGACUAGUGGUUUUCCGGACUGAAGUCGCAGUCCUAGAACUGCAGAGGUCACACCCAUCACAUACUAAGAGAGGUUGUGUAAGCCAGCCCCAGGAGUCCAGUGUCCCCUCGCCGUACAGCCCACCCCUGCACCCCUCCGUCCCUCCCUUCCCAAAGGUGCUCCCUGACACUAGCCUGGCCUGGCCUGUUGGUGCUCCCCACCUCCUCGGCUGAGAUUUGGGCAUCAAGCACGUGAUGAGAAAUGCUUCCAGCACCAAGCAUGCUUGCCUAGGCCUGGCCACCGCCCCCACUUUGCCUUUGGCUGGCCAUAUUCAUCAAGAGAUAAUCUGAUGCUGGGCACAGAAUGUACUGGUGAUGUCAGAAAGAAACGCCCUCUAGCAUAUUUCUGUGCAUCCUGAUCUUUAAACCCAGUCAUUAUGCAGAAUGUUACCUGUUGGCUGUAAUCCCGGGUUUAAAACAACAACAUUCCAGGCUGCUGUAUCUGUCCAUCUGCAGGCCCAGCUUUUACUGUGUCUCUCAUACUUGAAAGUCAUUCUGCUAUUUUGAUUUCACGGUGCAGACAUCGGGGUGCAUGUUCCCUCAAGGUGCAAAAUUACUCUCGUUCCGUUUGCUCAUACUGCUACAAAAUGCUCUGUUUUGGUGCUUUGGGCUCAGCAGGUCAAAAGCAGCACUGUGGGAAAUGGCUGCCUUCACACAGUCGUCAAAGCGUGUGGGCAGGAGUCUCGGUGGUGGUGUUGCUUCUGCUCUUCUCUGUGCCCGCUAGAUGGAGUUAUCAGUCUAGCCUGCCAGGUCCACUCGGGACCUUUCUCUGAAUGGUCUGUGAACCCUGUGCUGUACUCAAGAGUGAGUGUGGCAUGUCCGCUCUGGCAGCCCUACCUAUCCGGGUUCCCAGCCGUCAGGAAAACCACCUCGGUGCUUAUAGCAGACAAGAGUGGAUAGGCCGCUAUCUCUAAGGUCGCCCUUCAAAGCCCUGAGCUGAAGGUUUUUGUUCCCUUCCCUUGAAGCAGAUACUGGUCAGUUUAUCCAAGCCCUUCCCACUUACAGAAAUAGGAGAGUAGAGGCAUGUGCUGUGUCUGUGUCAUCCAAAGACCAAAACUUCUAGCAGUGGGGUAUAGAAGUCCGUUUUUAAAACUAGCUCAGGUAAGGGCUGACUCCAGGCUUUCUGCCAACAUCUUAACAUGACCUUCCCUGGAGAGAGAAAGCUACAGUGUCAUUUUGUGUCAGGGGGCGGGAGAUGAAACUGGCAGGAAAUUAAAUGGGUUACAGAUCAAUACUCCUAUGGAAACUGGAUGUCUUACUGGGUGCUAGAAUGCAAAUUUAGGUAUUUAUUGUCAGGUAAUGGAAUUCAUUGCUUUUUCAAAACCAUUGUUCAAAUGUCACUAUCCAUUGUACUCAACUUGUGUGCCUGCCAAAUUGGUUGAAACAAAACCAGAAAAUGGUUUGUUCAUUUGUCAUACCUUUUGUAUUUCUUACAAUAAAAAUGUGGUAGCAGAUAAAAA